AUGUUUUUAAAACGAUUUGCAAGCACAAGACUGUACUCCCCUGCUUUAUCAUCACAUAUUCCCUUUAGACCACAAGCAAAAUUAUUUUUGAGCACUGAAACCAAGAAAGCUAUUGAAGGUUGUGUUUCCUCAGCCCCUGUGGUGUUAUUCAUGAAAGGUACACCAGAGUUCCCUCAAUGUGGUUUUUCAAGAGCCACUAUCGAAAUAUUAGAUCAUCAAGGAAUUGAUCCUAAUAAGUUUGCUGCCUACAAUGUUCUAGAAGACCCAGAAUUACGAGACGGUAUUAAAGAAUUCAGUGAGUGGCCAACCAUUCCACAAUUAUAUCUAAACAAAGAAUUUGUGGGAGGGUGUGAUAUAUUGACUACAAUGGCCCAAAAUGGUGAUCUGGCUGAGCUUCUAGAUGAAGCUGGUGUCUUAUGUGAUGUUGAAGACGACGUUAAGGGAUCAGAGUAA
This is a messenger RNA of Tetrapisispora phaffii CBS 4417, 453 nucleotides long. RefSeq names its product monothiol glutaredoxin GRX5 (gene GRX5). The record is from RefSeq and is a predicted model, not a curated record. The transcript has a single exon. Bases 1 to 453 code for a protein of 150 amino acids. Lineage: Eukaryota; Fungi; Ascomycota; Saccharomycetes; Saccharomycetales; Saccharomycetaceae.